Archocentrus centrarchus (flier cichlid) is the source of this 6658-nucleotide messenger RNA. RefSeq names its product FYVE and coiled-coil domain autophagy adaptor 1b (gene fyco1b). Bases 142 to 4590 code for a protein of 1482 amino acids. Gene Ontology annotation, molecular function: metal ion binding. NCBI's taxonomy places the organism in Eukaryota, Metazoa, Chordata, Actinopteri, Cichliformes, Cichlidae. Gene Ontology annotation, cellular component: lysosome; autophagosome; late endosome. The transcript is spliced from 18 exons. Gene Ontology annotation, biological process: plus-end-directed vesicle transport along microtubule; positive regulation of autophagosome maturation. The record is from RefSeq and is a predicted model, not a curated record.
GUUUCGUGUUGUGAUUGAUUUAACACUGAAGUGUUUCUUCUUAUUUACAACCUAAGUACGACAGUUAGGAACAGAAACCGAGAUUAAAUAAAGCAAGAAACGAGUCGCUGAGAGCAGAAUUUGCCUGAGUACAUCCCCACAAUGGCCUCCACCUCAUCAGUUGGGGAUAAACAGUUGCAGAGGAUAAUCAGAGAUCUGCAUGAUGCCGUGAUAGAAUUAAGUAAGGAACACAGAGAGUGUGGUGAACCCAUAACUGACGACAGCGCCAACUUGCACAAGUUUUUCUACAAACUAGAAUACCUGCUGCAGUUUGACCAAAAAGAGAAGACAACCUUCCUUGGCCACAGAAAAGACUACUGGGAUUACUUCUGUGACUGCCUGAUUAAGAUCAAGGGAGCUAACGAUGGCAUCCGUUUUGUGAAGUCCAUCCCUGAGUUGAAGACGUCACUGGGGAAAGGACGGGCCUUCAUCCGCUACUCACUUGUUCACCAGCGUCUCGCUGACACACUGCAGCAAUGUUUUAUGAAUCACAAAGUCACGAGUGACUGGUAUUAUGCCCGGAGUCCAUUCCUCAAGUCUCACCUCACUGCUGACAUAAUCAACAAUCUUUAUGAACUUAACCAGAUCCAAUUUGAUGUGGCAGCCAGAGGUUAUGACCUUGAUGCAGAUUGGCCAAAAUUUGCAAGGCGAACAUUAGGAUCUGGUUCCUCAGCCUUCCUUUGGAAGCCCCCUAGUCGCUGCUCUAGUGUCAACAGUCUGGUUAGCAGUUAUUCACACUCACAGGGUCAGGAGUUUUUCCCAGCCCCAGAUUUGAGUCACAGUGUCCUUGAUGAACCUUCAUCCUGCAGCAUUGCAGAGAAUCUGCGGAUUGAGCUCGACCAGUCUGAGCUCAGACAGCAGGAGCUUUUGGUGAAAGUUCAAGAGUUAGGCAAGGAGGCUGUGGAGCUGAAAUGUAUUGUAAAAAACCUCCAAGAACAGUUAUCAGCUCAGAAGUCUGACAAAUCAGCAUCUACAGCAGCCCAAAGUAACCAAGAAACAAACAGUGAGGAAAGACUAAAUCAUCAUCAUCGUCGUCAAACCCGCAGGGAAUCGAUAAGCAGUGAACUUCAAGAUAGGCUCACAGCUGCUGAGAACAAAAAUAUGGAGCUUCUUUCCAAGUUAGAUGAGACUCUUAAAGAAAGGGGACAACAAACUGCCAGUUACUGCGACUCAGCCUGGAAAAUCCAGGAACUCCUGGACAAACUCAAGUCUGCAGAGGAGGAGAGGUUGGAGGCAAAAAGAGAGGCUGAGGACCGAACAAGGCACUGUGAAUGUCUGUCACAGGAACUAAAACUCAGGGAAGAAGAAUUGAGGAACGCUGAGGAGAAGCUAGCUGAAGUAAAAGCCGGAGCUGAUGAUGAACGUGAGGAGGCACUCACACGGCUAGAGGAGCUCCAAAGUGCAGUCGGUCGAAUUCAGGGGGCUCUGACUUUAAAAGAGAAAGAGACGGGGAACUUGAGAGCCCAGCUUCAGGACCUGCAAGCCUCACUGGAAUGCAGGGAACGGCAGGCAGAGGAACUGAGGAAAAUACUGCAGGAAGAGAAGGAGGAGGUAGAGAAGCAAUGUAGCAUGAGUAGCAGCCAGAAUGAGGAACUUGAGAGCCUCAUUUCAGAUUUAAGAAAAAGUCUUAAAAGCAGAGAGAAAGAGCUAGCAGCUAGUUCAGAAAAAAUCAAACAUUUAGAAGAGCAGUUAGAAAAACUAAAUGUAGAGAAAGAAACUGUGAGCUCUCGAAAUAUUGAUGAUGAAAUAAUUUCUUGCAGUGAAUCUGAGAAUACUGCUGAUGACAAAACACAAUUCAGCAAUCUAAUGGAAAUAAAUGCCAAGCUUCUCCAAAGGGUUAGGAAAGGUGAGGCAAGUAUUACAGAGCUGACUGAGAGCAGGGCCACCCUGUUAGACCAGCUAGCUUCUUUGAGGGCGUCUGAGAAGCACCUAAAAGGUAGAGUGGAAGCGGCAAAGAUGAGUGUGGAAGACAGAGAGAAGAAGCUUUUAGAUGAAAACCUGCAUUUGGAGGAGAUGGUCCAAAAAGCAUUUGUCCAGAGGGAAGAAUGUGAUGCUCAAUUGAAGAAGCUCGAGCAGGAGAAUACUGAGCUUCUAGGCAGUCAGUCGACACUGAAGAAACAGUUAGCCACAACGCAACAGGAACUGGACUCACUCACUACCAAAGCUGAAAAAUUAGACAUGAACCUUAUAGUGUCUCAGAAAAGCCAAGCAGAGUUACUUGAAAAGCUCCAGGAAACUGAAACUAAGCUAAGAGACCAGACUGUAAAAUGUGAGCUUCUGCAGGCUCGAGCAGAGGAGCUAGAUAGCCAGAGUGGAGAGCUGCACGAUGAAAAAGGAGCAGCAGAGAGCAAUGAAAAGAUGCAGAAGCUUCACAGCAAGCACCAGACAUCCUCAGUGGAAACCAAAGAGACCCCAUUCAGGCUGGUUAUAGCUGAGGCGCAACUGGAACUCAACCUAAGGGAGGUAACCAGGCUCCAGGAAGAGGUGGUGGAGCUUAGAGCACAACUUCUGGCAGGAAAUGAGGAGAAGAUGAAAGCUCAGACCCUGCAGGAGGUGACAGAGGCCUCCAGAGAGGACCUUUGUGUUUUAUCAGAACAACUGAAGGCCCAAGUUGAGGAACUAAACCGCCGGCAUGUGGAUGAAAUUCUUAGAUCUCGGGAACGUGAGGAGGCUCUUAUUCGUGAGCGAGAUGGUGAGGCACAGGCUCGAGCAGGUCUUGCUGCAGAGGUGACAGCAUCUAGAGAAGAGCUUGAUAAACUCAAGCUGCGUUAUGAUGCUUUGUGUCUGGAGAACAGUGAAUCAAGGGAGGCCCUUCACAGAGCCAACACAGAGACUGCAGAACUAGGUGUGCAUGUGUGCAUGCUGACUGCUGAGAGUGAGGAGGCUCGACUGCGCUGGGCGGGCCUGUCAACAAGGCUGCAGGAGCUGGAGGAGGAGGCAACUCAGGAGGCAGAAAGGCUGAAUUCCUGCAUGGAGCAGCUGCGUCAGGAGAACCAGGAACUCCACAGUCAGCUCCAUAGCACAGAGGAUCUCAUGGCAUCCAAGGAGAAACUCCAGAAACAGCUGAGCAAGGCCCAACAGGAAACCGAAGCUGUGCAGGAGAUAAACCAAGAAGAGAUUCAACAACUCCGGCUGCAGCUCAGCAGCCAGGCCAUAAGCCAGGAAAACCAGCUCCAGAACACAAUUCUGGAGUUACGGGAUGUUAAAUUGCAGCUCCAGACUAAGAACGAGAAAGUAGUCACCCUGGAGAACCGUGUCAAGCAGCUAGAGGCUGAAAAUCAGAGAUAUUACCAACAGAUUGAGGAGAAAAACAUCCAGAUGGCCGAGUCUGAAAAUCUUAUCCACCAGAAAGAAGACGAGAUAAUCCAUCUGAAAGGGAAUUUAUCAAGAUCUGAGGAGGCGCUAGCAGCUGCUCAGCGGGCCUGUCAGGACAUGGCUGAAAAUCUACAAAGAGUCACACAGGACAGGCAAAGCUUUGAUCUGAAAAUGGCUGCUGAACUAGAUGAUCUUUACCGUACCAAAAUCAAUUUGGAGGAAAGGCUCGUGGAACUCAUCAGGGAGAAGGAUGCCCUUUGGCAGAAGUCAGAUGCUCUGGAGUUUGAGCAGAAGCUGCGGGAUGAGGAGACGGAGAGGGAUGUCAACUACUGUCUGGGGUGUCACACUCAGUUCAGCUGGUGGUUUCGUAGGUACAGCUGCAGACUGUGUGGACGCCCCUUCUGCUACUACUGCUGCAGCAACACAGUGAGCACCCAGCAGGGUGGCAACAAAGAGCGCUGCUGUAAGGACUGUUACAACCAGCACAGUGCGGUAGUUGAGCGCCACCCACAGGAAGAAGUGAUUCACAGCACACCGGGGACACCAUUCAGGCGCUUGCUGCAGGCUGGCCUGGCUGUGAGCGGUGUUUCAGGAGCAGGUGAAGGUGACAAGCUGGACGAUGGUGUUUUUGACAUUAUCACAGAAGAGGAAGUGUGUGGGGUCUACGAUGGCGAAUCCCCAUCUUUUGUCACCGGUUGCUCUCCUGGGCAUGGGCAGCAGGGGGCAGCACAGCUAAACAACAGUGCCAGUGCAGGAGACCUCACAUCAGAAGAUACUGAGGACCUCAGUGCUGCAGUACAGGAUGCAGAGAUCUGCCUGCUGAAGUCUGGAGAACUGACGCUCUCUGUGCACUUCACAGUGGAUGACAUCUCAGCGUUUGGUGACAGCUCCCGAGAGCUCUUCAUCAAAUCGAGCUGUUACAGCACCAUCCCCAUCACCAUGAGCAGUCCUGGCCCCACUGUGUCCUGGACCUUCACCUCUGAACCAAAGAGCAUCUCCUUCAGUGUGGUCUACAGGGAGACCACAGAGACUCCACUGGAGCAAGCCAAGGUUUUGAUCCCCCUAACCCGCUGUAACUCCCACAAGGAGACAAUGCAGGGAGAACUGAAAGUCAGAAAUCCCGGAGAAUACACACUUAUCUUUGACAACUCCUUCUCCAGGUUCAUCUCAAAGAAAGUGCUGUAUCAUCUGAGUCUAGACAAGCCCGUGGUCUACGAUGGAACUGACCUCCUCUGAGCGUGACAGGAGAGACACGAGCAUGUGUAAAACUGACUUUUGAGACUGUCAAGGCUGUCAAAUCUCAUAGGUAUCAUUUUAAGGCAAAUGGGUCAGAGUGUUCUGAUGCUGAGCAGCCUCAGUGGAAAGGCUGUGGCAUUAAAAAACGUCUUAACUGCUUUCUACUCCUUCGUAACGUAAAAUGAAAGAAAACAAUGUUACACUACUGUAUGUCAGCAUGCACUACCUUUUAUGAAAGCUAGUUUAAAUAUAGCAUGAGGGAUAGCCAAACGGUUGCAUAUCUGAAUGUGACCAACUUGUGAGUGCACAUAUGUGCUUGUGUGUCUGCACAUACACAUGCAGCUUCUCUAGUGCAGAAGUAAGAAGUGAGUUAUUUGACUUUUCCUUUCAAAAUUAAGACUGACAUGCACUGACAAGUAUAUUUUGCUCCAGGAGUCGCUCAUGCGGUUAAAAUUUUCGUGCACAGAAUGAGAAAUUUUAUGUUUUGAUAUCCAAAAUUUUCAUAGUCAAAUUAAUUGCCUAAAAGAAGGAGUUGAGAAAGUAUUUAUAUACUGAAAAAACAGGCAGGACUGUCUGAUUUUGAGUAAAUUGGUGGCCUAAAUACAUCAGAUAAGCAUACUUUAUAACAAAAAUAAUAUAUAGUAAUUGUUAUAGUUCAUUGUUCCCAGCAAACCUCUGACUGCUGGCAAGCAUGUGGUUGAGACAUGAUCAAACGCUUGUUGUUAAAGCGUUGUGGAGAUCAUGUCUGUUUGCAAACUGAGAAAAAUCCAAUCACUUGAUUUAUUAACGGUAAAUUUUGUUUUAAAACUUUGAAGAAUUUAACUUUGAGUCUUAACUGACGUUUUAGUGAAUAUUAAUGCUACAGUAGAAUGAGCCCAGCAGUAUGUCCUGUUCAUGCUCCUUUCGCACAUUUUUCUUAUUGUUGCCUUUUUCAUCUGUCAGGAAUUAGAUGAACUGGUUCUGUUGCAAUCAUGACGAAGCUUAACGGGAAGAAACAAGACCACAGACAGAACCCAGAAAGCAUUUGGUUUUAUUUAUCUUGAGUAAACACGCUUUAUUUCAGUGUUUUGUCUCUGAUGGUCGCAGCUGAAGACAGAGCGGAAUGCGGCUGCUUGGUUUCUAUGCAUCCAAACACUAAGAGUGUGUCCAGGCUUUCCAGCUUCAUCAUGUACAUAUCAAAAUUUAGGUUUUUCUUCAGUUGAACCAUGACUCCUGAUGAUUUUACAUUACAUUUAGCAAAAAAAAAAAAAAAAUGGGACUGAUUCUCAUGAAAAAUAUAAAGCUGUUACUGUGUUUGUUUAUCAGAAAAAAUAUCUUUAGAAUCAUUUUGUUGGUGUUUUUAUUUUCAUGCUGUUGCUUUGUAAUGUUCUGAAUAAGGUAAUUGGAGUGUUUUGUUAUGAGAAAUUUGUACAACCUGCAGGUUGUCAAACAGAAAACAUAAGCCUCAGCCUUCAUCAUGCAAGUCCAAAAAUUCUAUCAGUUUAAUACUUGAAUUUUUCUCAUGACUCUUAAAAGGAUUUAAAUGUGGAAAAUAAUCCAAUUUUCCAAACAGUAAUCCAGCAUCUUAUCAUUUAACAGUACUGACUUAGAAACACCGGAUCACUGCUUUGCUUCUCCAGAGAGUUUAAAAAAUGUCUUCCUUCAUUUUAAACCCAUUUUCUAAUUUGGGUUGUGAAGAAAACUGACAGGAGGAAAGCAAAUAAGGAAAAAUUGAUUUUUAUACAUACAUGAUUAAGAGUGACACGUUGCCAAAUAUAUUGUCUAUUUUACAAUUCUUAAAUGGAAGUUUCUAUUUAAAGACACUGCGACAUGACUGCUGUGCAAUGCACUUUGUGAAAGGGCUUUUUAUUGAUCUGUAUCCCAUGAGCCUUUGUGCCAGGUGAUGAAUGUUUCUUGUUUUUUUUUUUCCUCCUCCAUAUGUUGGCUGUCUGUGAUUGUAGAUGUUUACAGCUGGAUUUGUCAGAGGGAAUCUGCCGACAUGUCUUAUGAGAACUAAAAUAUUUAUACUACAUAUUUAUACUAGAAAUGAUUAUGGUUAAUAAAUAAGGAUUGUGUGAUGAAUCUGUGA